This is a messenger RNA of Colletotrichum truncatum, 1644 nucleotides long. RefSeq names its product integral membrane protein (CFEM domain-containing protein). The record is from RefSeq and is a predicted model, not a curated record. Lineage: Eukaryota; Fungi; Ascomycota; Sordariomycetes; Glomerellales; Glomerellaceae.
AUGCGGUCAUUCACAUCACCGGUUGCCUUCUGGGGCUUUGGGUGGAUCGUCUUCGCGCUUUCGAUGAGCGGAGUGAUGGGGGCGGAUGGACGAGGCGUCUACCUGGUUGAGCAUCGGCUGGUUGAACGGCAACUACCGGACCUGAGCCAUAUCUCAACAUGUGGUAUAAACUGUCUUGUCCAGGGCAUUACGGGAGCAGGUUGUGACUUGACAAACACGACGUGUUCAUGUGCAAGCUCUGAACUUGGCCCACUGACUGCGAACUGUAUACUUGCCAACUGUACGAUGCAGGAUUCUUUAGAUCUUGCAAAGCUCCAGGCUUCGCAGUGUAACCUACCGCACGAGUCUCAAACUACAAAGAUGCUUGCGAUUCUUGUUGUUGUCUACACAUCCGCAGUAGUAGCUAUUGGCCUACGUCUUAUUGCAAAAAGCCUGGCCAAGACGUGGAGUAUAGACGAUGUCUUGAUUAUAGCUGCGAUUGUAAUCGCUAUCGCACCCUUUUCUUUUGUCAUAUUAAUGGCCAGCAAAGGAUUCGGGACUCACCUUUACGAUCUCCAGCCCGGUGGUUUACUGGAAAUCUUGCGCCUCUUGUAUGCCGCCGAGAUCGUCUAUGUUUUUGUCCUCCUCUUCGCAAAACUAUCGCUCGUCGUCUUCUAUCUUCGAAUUUUCACCGUUAAAAAGUUUCGGAUAGCUGCCUACUCACUCAUCGGAUUUCUCGUGGUGGGACAGGUUGUCAUCGGCUUCCUUACCAUCUUCUCUUGCCACCCCAUCGAGCUGUUUUGGAACAAGGACAUCCACACUGGCGGUUGCCUUGACAUCAACCAGCUCGCAUACGCAAACUCGGCCUUGGCCAUCCUUCAAGACCUAAUCAUCCUCGCAUUGCCGAUAGCUAUGCUGCCUGGCCUUCAGAUGAACCGCAACAAGAAAAUUUCAGUCGCAAUCAUCUUCCUCCUGGGUUCGGUCGGAUUCAUCUCUACCAUUAUCAGACUUCAAGUUCUAGCGGUAUUCGGCAGCUCCAUCGACCCAACGUGGGACUAUGUUCCUGUAGUCUGGUGGACCACUGUUGAGCUUGGCGUGGUUAUCGUCUGCGCAUGCCUACCGAUGAUUCGCAAUCUUGUAGAGAAAUUCUUCCCGGGGCUCAAGCUGUUCAGGUGGACCUCACCAAAGAAAUCGAAAGACAGCUUUGGCUCUUCAACCGACGACAAGUCGUUCCAGCUGGGCCGAUAUCAAAAGUUUGGCCGGAGCCACAGCCCACCGCAGUUCAGCGACAAUUACGUACGAGAUCAUAUUGGGGGCCCUCCAAUUCCUCCACCAAAGACUGGGGAAUCAAUAAAACACCGCGACAUGCAUGCAUACGGCGGGCCAAAACCAAAACCUAAAGUCGUCGAACUUCCUGUCGCGGCUCCUCAGCCUUAUGACCUUUCAUGGAGAUCUACAAACCCAUACGGGAUACCCCCGGACAACCCCUAUGGGCUCGGGAAAACAAACUACAGCCUCAAGACUGAAAUGUUGGAGAGAAAAGAAAGGAAUUUCGAUGUUGAACAGCUAGAUGCCAGAUACUAUGGCCAGGCGAUUACAAAGGGGGAACACCCUAAUCCGGAGCGAUGCUCGCAUUGCGGAAGACAACGAUGCAACGAUGUGUAG